Molecule: messenger RNA, 5851 nt
Organism: Zeugodacus cucurbitae (melon fly)
Lineage: Eukaryota; Metazoa; Arthropoda; Insecta; Diptera; Tephritidae
Gene: mAChR-A
Product: muscarinic acetylcholine receptor DM1
Exons: 8
Coding region: 3163-5217 (684 amino acids)
Biological process (GO): chemical synaptic transmission; adenylate cyclase-inhibiting G protein-coupled acetylcholine receptor signaling pathway; G protein-coupled receptor signaling pathway, coupled to cyclic nucleotide second messenger
Cellular component (GO): synapse; plasma membrane; dendrite
Molecular function (GO): G protein-coupled acetylcholine receptor activity; G protein-coupled serotonin receptor activity
Source: RefSeq, a predicted model, not a curated record
AUUGGGAUGGUUUGAGGUUACUUAGUUGCUAGUGCACAUACACGCAGUGUGUUUUAAUAGAAAUCGAAUAAAGUCUUGGGUGAUUCGACAACUGUUUUGAUUAAAAAUCGCAAAGAUUACUAAUCGAAAACGCAUUGCGUAAUUAUUUUUAAAGCCGAAAAUUAUAAAUUUUAUUUAAAAACAAAAUACCGUUUCACAAAUCAACCGUCGCGGUAUGGCAACAUUUUCGAAAAUUCAAAUAAUAAGCUUUCACAUCGAAUAACAUUGUAAACAGCCUAAAUGUAUACUAUGAAAAAUCUGGAAAUGCAUAUAGCAAAGCUGCUACUCAAUAUAUUACAACUACAACAACAUUUGAGAAACAAUGAGAGCAAACAAUGUGUGUCGGUCGUGCUGGCAGCUUAAACAACAAUUGAGCUUAAACAGUUAUGUGUGUGCCAAUAUUCAUUCAUUCAUUCAUUAAGUUAACAUGACCACCAUCCCACACAUAACCACACACACACACUCACUUGCAAAUGCAAGAUUUCUUCUGCACUUCAGUGAUGACAGCGCAACAGAAUGUGAGCGCGAAAGCGUAAAGAGAGCAAGAGCAUCACAAUAGAUACACGAGUUGUGUUUGAAAUUCCAAUGGACACUUGCCAGUGCUGGUACGUGUACACCCACCCGAAAUGGUGGGCAACAAAAAAGCACAAUUAUACAAACAACAACAACACACAUUUAAGAUAGCACAGCAUCCAUACUGAUUUGUAUGAGGACGAAGCGAUUUGAGUGUGACAUAGAGAGAGACUUAGAGAGAGAGAGAGCAAGUUCAAAUUGUAAGACUAAAGACUACUGAUUACUUGCGCCGUUGGUGGUACACAUUCAGUCCCGGAUGAGAUUUGAAGCAAUAAACUUGAGUUUUAUAAUAAGCGUAUACAUUUAGGCGUAUCAACACUCACUCACUCACUUACUUACCUAUUUACUUAUAUCAUAUUAAGUGCAUAAAAUGUGAUUUAAAUAAAUUAAGUAAAAAUUUAUAAAAAAUAUUUCUAAAAUAAUUAAAAUAAUAUUAUAACUGUUAUAAUAGCACACUUGUGUUUAUUGCUGCAAGCAAAAUGCUGAAAAGCGAAAGCGAAAAUUUGUGACAGAAAAAUGUGUUUCGAAAUCGCUCCCGAUUGUUGAGCACAAAAAAAAAGCUGAAAAAAUAAGGAUACCCACAGCCUAGUGAUUGUGAGGCAGUUUAGUUAAAUUAAUGUCGCUGUGCUUGUAUGAGUGUGUGUGACACACACACACAGCUAUACAAGUGUUGUAUUUGUAUUUGCGCAUAUGUAGCGCUAUAUAACUGUAUGAAUAUGUGGAUUAGCAGCGGAUUUGUGUACGGAAAAUUGGAAAAUGUAAUUACAAAAAAAAAAAAAAAAUUACUGUGUUAAAAUUUAAUUAAACAAAGUGCAAGUGUAAAUAUACGCAUAAAUGCAAAGGUGCUAGUGCAAAUGGUUGUGCGUGUUUGGAGUGUAGCUGAAAGUGUGAAAAAGUUGAAAAUCCAUUUAGUAGCUACAAACAUAUAUAUUUUUUAUUUUACUUACAUAUGUAUGUAUGUACAUGUUGUUGUGUUUGUUGCACUAGCAAGCAGCAUAUUUUCAGCAGCAGCAGCAGCAAUGGUAACAACUAGCGCAACGCAUCUUUUAGUUGGCUAUUAGGGAGCGGCAACUUUUCUAUAGACAAGCACAAUCAAAGUGUACACACAAACAGACAGACACAGAAAUUGACACGGUAACCCACACUCACACACUCACACAUACAUACAUACAAACAUACAGACAGGUUGCUUUUAACACAACAGCAUAUGUGUACAGCAUACUCAACUAAUAUUGCUAUUGUUGUUGUUAUAAUUUUUGUUGCUGCUAUUGCUGUUGAAGGGCUGCUGUUCCUGCUGCUGCCGUGCUGCUGCUGCUGGUGUUGUUGUUGUUGGUGUUAUACCGUUGAUGUCGAUAACAGGGAACAUACGUACAGCUGUUAUAAAGCAGGACACAUACAUACAUAUAUACAUAUAAAGGUGCUGAAACAUACAUAUUUACAUAUAUAUACAUAUAUUUGUAUGCUAAAAAGUCCUUAUGUUUGUAUAUAAUUUGUAUACAGCUGAAUGUGUAUGCGCGCGCGCCUGCGUGCGUGAAUGUGUAUGUGACUUGCGUUGCUGUGUUUGUAUGUGUGCAAGUGCUCUUUUUCCAGUGCUCUCAUUUUGAUUAACUUUGUGAAUUAGUAAAGUGUGGUGACGGCCCUAUACAAUGGCAGCUGUAACAGCAACAACAACAACAACAACAACAACAACAACGCUAGUGUCAACAAUAACUCCAACAACAGCAACAAUUGCAAAUAAUCAGCAAACAAUAAAACAAUAACAAUAGCACUUAAUAAAACCACCGCAAUAUCAGCUAUCAACUAUUGAAAAUCGUACAACAACAACAAUAUCAAUACUACAAAAACAACAACUAUUGUACUAGCUAUCGCACAACAACAACAACAGCAACAAUAUACAGCACAAACCAAAAAAAAAAUAAACAAUCAUUCGCAUUCUCAUCCUUUGCCAUUUGAGUUGAGUUGAGACGUGAAAUCGGCCGCAUGACAGCCAACAACUUGACAGUGUGGCAGUAGGACACACAGGACACAGGAACUCCUUUAUUUGCAUGUAAAAUGAACUGUCAAACUGUGGCGUUAACAACAAAAGUGGCAAUGCGUCGAGUUCGCAUGAGUAACGACGACGACGACGACUGCGAUUGCGACUACAGUUAUACAAACGAUAAGAAGUACAACAACAACAACAAUAGCAACAAUAGCGAACAGCAAAUAAAAGUAUUGACUGUGGCAGCAGCUUUAAGCGCGUUAAAGGCAACAGCAGGAACACCAGCACGCACAAUCACAAUCACAAUGCGAUCCAGUUAAUGGGUAACACAUUCGUACGCUUUGCACGAAGCUUAAUCAUCUGGGUACUUGGCAACAAAAGCUUUAAUUAAAGAACAACAGCAAUACAUAUGUAUAUUUGCACAAAACUAUCAGCGGAAUAAUUAAAAGUAAAAAAAAAGUAAAAAAGAAAAACAAAAUAAACAAAAACAACAAAAAUCGAAAAGCAACAACCAAAACGGAAAAUCGUAAUACAACAAAUCAACAACAAAUCGCACACAACAAAUCAAAAUGGGUCCGUUAUUUUUCGCUCGUCUCGCGAUGCCCGCGCAUGGACCGCCCAGCAUAUUGGAACCGUUGGCACCGUCAUUCCGCACAACGACAACAUCGACGACGACAACAACAACAACAACUACGACCAGUACAACAACAUUAGCGCCAUCUGUAUUCACCGCUAUGUUGGACAAUGUCACCACAGUGAUUAUCUUGGAUAGUGAAAUAGCACAAAAUCAAACAAAUGCCACCGGCAUCUUCGGACCGAAGGGACCCAGCUAUUCGAUCUCUUCCAUGGUGUUCAUGGGCUUAAUUGCGGCCAUACUUAGCUUACUAACGGUGGCGGGCAAUGUUAUGGUUAUGAUCUCAUUCAAAAUCGAUAAACAACUACAAACAAUCAGUAAUUACUUUCUCUUCUCAUUGGCCAUUGCCGAUUUCGCAAUCGGACUCAUAUCAAUGCCACUGUUUGCGGUCACCACCAUACUCGGCUAUUGGCCGUUGGGUCCACAUAUCUGCGAUACAUGGCUCGCAUUGGAUUAUCUGGCAUCGAAUGCGUCGGUGUUGAAUUUGCUUAUCAUCAGUUUUGAUCGAUACUUUAGUGUCACACGACCAUUGACAUAUCGUGCGAAGCGUACCACCAAUCGCGCAGCGGUCAUGAUUGGCGCUGCUUGGGGCGUAAGUUUGUUGUUGUGGCCGCCAUGGAUUUACAGUUGGCCAUAUAUUGAGGGUGAGCGCACGGUGCCGCAAUAUGAGUGCUAUAUACAGUUUAUCGAGACGAAUCAGUACAUUACAUUUGGCACGGCGUUGGCGGCUUUCUAUUUUCCGGUGACGAUUAUGUGUGUGCUGUACUAUCGCAUUUGGCGCGAGACGAAGAAGCGACAGAAGGACUUGCCCAAUUUGCAGGCGGGGAAAAAGGAUUCGUCGAAGCGUUCGAAUUCGAGUGACGAGAAUACCGCGGUAAAUCACGCGGCCAAAUUGCCCUUUGGCAAUACUGGCGAUGGUCAUGACUGGCGGCGUCCGCGUUCCGAAUCCUCUGCCGAUGCUGAAAGUGUUUAUAUGACCAAUGUGGUCAUUGAUACCGGCUAUCAUGGUCUGCACUCACGCAGAUCAAGUAUCAAAAGCACUAAUACCCUCAAAAAAUCCUAUUCCUGCUUUGGCGGCGUUAAAGAAUGGUGCAUCGCGUGGUGGCACUCCGGACGUGAAGAUUCCGAUGAUUUUCCUUAUGAAUUAGAGGAACCUUCAGAUUAUGGCUGCACUUCAGUCAGCGUGGUGCGCGACAACUAUUCACUUGGCGGCAGCGCUUGUGGCGUACGUCCACCAAGUAUACUGCUACCCGAUGUCUCACCCACACCACUCCGCCCGCCACUGACACCACUCUCCCAGUUGCAAGAGAUCUCUUCCGCAACGGGUGCACGCGAUUCACGCUCACUACCCGGCAACAAUCGCAUCAGUUCACGUUCGGUAAGUCAAGAUUCAGUUUAUACAAUACUAAUACGGCUACCCUCGGACGGGGCUAGCGCCAAUAAUGGACCAGAAGCGCCAUCAAUCAAAAUGAUACACGAAGGCGUAUCGCUACCGAUCAUAAGCGCUGCACCGCCAACGCGACGACCACUCUCCUCACGUGAUUCCGAAUACAGUUUACCGGUGGGUCGACGCAUGUCGCACGUAUCGCACGAUGUACGCAUACCGCUCAAUGCGAAAGUAAUACCCAAACAAUUGGUCAAACAUGUGCAUGCCACGUCGCGUGUCGCCGCCAAGAAGAAGAAGAAAUCACAAGAGAAGCGCCAGGAAUCGAAAGCGGCUAAGACGCUAUCGGCCAUUCUGUUGAGUUUCAUCAUCACCUGGACGCCAUACAACAUCUUGGUGUUGAUCAAACCGCUCACCACAUGUUCCGAUUGCAUACCCAACGAGUUGUGGCAAUUCUUCUAUGCGCUCUGCUACAUCAAUUCGACCAUAAAUCCCGUCUGCUAUGCCCUGUGCAAUGCAUCCUUCCGCCGCACCUAUAUACGCAUACUCACCUGCAAGUGGCACACACGCAAUCGGGAGGGUAUGACGCGCGGCGUGUACAACUGAGUAAGGCCUAUGGAGGGGACGAUAAUGCGUCGCCGCGAGGGUAAUGCAGGCCUCUUCGAAUUGAAGCAGAAUACUAAAUUUAAUACAUAAUGAAAGUGCGAGGGUAGGCAAUAAGUGUAGACGUGUGAGUCGUCUGUGCGAAACGCGUGUAGCUAACGGUUUUCGUUGCGACAACUGAUCUGGGGCAUCUGAUGAAUGAUAUUGUUUGGAGUUGGCACCUGCGCAUACUUUUAGUCAUGCUGGAGUGUAAUAUUCAAGAUUUUUAGCAGUACUGCUGUAAUAGUUCCUCAACAUUUCAUACCGCAAGGCGCACUGGCACAGGAGAUAUUCCAGCGCUGGAUAUUGAAGCAACACGUCAGCAUAAAACGUAUGCAGUUCUUCAUAAAUCAUGAUAAUUGCCAGGACUGCAACCAUAAACCACAGUUUCUAGAUAUGUAUCAUCCAGCCAUAAUUGCAGGACGUUGCAGCUUCCAUCUCCAAUAUUUCACAUAGUAGCGGUCAAAUCUUCAUCUAAUAACUUGCAGCAUUCAUUGUUGAUAUAAAUAAUUGUUGUAAAUUGAUUAAUUUAUUUAAAAUAAUGUAUUUUUUGUACUUUAACAUAAAAAGUUUGCAAUAAACUCCAAAAGCGCUCCUA